This is a messenger RNA of Dacryopinax primogenitus, 2977 nucleotides long. RefSeq lists its product as uncharacterized. The coding region runs from base 1319 to 2857 and encodes 512 amino acids. NCBI's taxonomy places the organism in Eukaryota, Fungi, Basidiomycota, Dacrymycetes, Dacrymycetales, Dacrymycetaceae. The record is from RefSeq and is a predicted model, not a curated record. The transcript has 14 exons.
ACGUGUUCGCCGUUCGGCAGUCUAUCAACUCCAUUGAGGUAGCAGCCGUCCCACUGUGUCAGGAUCUGGCAACAUAUGGUCAAGCGUUUGCACCUCUCGCUCUCAGCGUCAAGGAUCGGGCAACCCUCGUCACACCCCUCAAGUCCCUCGUCUCGGGUUGGCACUCUAUCGACGUGUCAGCGCUGAACGCUGCACAGUCGGUUCGUCCAAAGUGAAUGAUCUUCUCGCGUUCGAUCCGACUGUACUCAAGGACGUCCUCACCGAGUUGUCUGACUUGUCCACCCACAUCCGGCAGUGGAAGGCAGGCUCCACUGACCCCUUCUUCAAGAGUACCCUAUUUGACCUUGUCGCCUCGCCCCUGGCGCCGUUCGCUUCAUUCACCCCGGACAUGACUUCGCAGGCACAGCUCGCUGAUAUCCUCCACCUCAGCUUCCGCGGCAUUACCAAGCCAUUGGCAGACGCGUUCACCGCCCCCCUGCUGCCGCCUCACACUGAGCCCCACUUGAAGCCAGAGGACGUUGCAAGUGCCAUUGAGAAGACCAUCGCUACCCGCUUGAAGCAGUACUUCCGUGACCUCGAAACCGUCAUUCGAGACGUCACCCCACUCGUGAGCCACCUUACGCAGGUCGAGGCGGGCGCAAAAGCUAUCCCCGCCGGUAUUGAGAUAUUUGCUGAAGGAGGUGGGACGGGCGAGAAGAUUGACGCCAAGAAGGCUGCAGCGGCGUGGACGGCGGUCAGGACCGAUGCCACCGCAUUCGUCAAAGAGGUAACCACUUCAAGGGAGCCGACCAAACAUGUCUCCUUGCGCCUUCUGACGAGGGACGAAAAUAAAGGAAACACAGUGCAGGAUGUCCGAGAUGCGCUCGCUCCACCUCCCGAGGCACCCCAGGCUAUGCUCGAGCUCUUGACGUACGUAAACGACACCACGCGCUUGUUGGAAGACGCAAGCCGUCUCCCUUUCGUAAGAGAACUCAAAGUCACUGACCCGACCAGCGAAGGCAGCAGUACCUCAUUGAGCGCGAUCAUCCUCAAGAACAGCAAAGCCUUUGCUCAUCUGAAGGAUCGGACAAUUGCCGUAGUCACCAACCUGUCUACGUACGGGUAUUGCGAAAGGAUGUUCAUCCCGGCCUUCGCGACCGCUCCUGACACGGAGCUGAUUAAAAUAUUGAAGGGGAGCUUGAUUUUCCUCGGGUCGAAUCUCCCGGAACUGGAUUCGAUUGUAGCCAAGAUUCAAAGCCUUCUGCCCGGAUUGUCCAAAAUAGUGACAGCGUUGAAAGAUAAUCUCACCCGGACAGCGGCUCAAUUGCCCAAAUAUGAGAUGGUCCUGAAACAGGGCGGCGAUAUGGGCAGAAAUGACCUCGAAAUCGCCAUCGAUUCCAUCUUGCAGUCUGUAUUCACUGCGCGCGCUGUCACUGCGAUUCAUGAUGGCGCCGGCCCUCUUGGUACACUUCUCGCUCCGGAAUGGAGCAUAGAUCCGCUGGCCACAGUCGAUUCGGGAACUCAAACUACCCAGUUGUACGCACUCCUGAAAAGGCUUGAAAAUACACUUCGCCAGGCACAGAACACUGUGGAUGUCAUGCCACAGCUGCUCGUGCAGCUGCAGUCUGUCGGGGAUCGCUUUGCAAUACUGCGCUCCACCUGGACAAGCAUCGAAGAGGGGGUCAGGACGUCGCUUGAACAGUGCGCCUCUUGGAAAAAAUCGAAUGUCUUGACACCCGAGCUGCUGGCGUCUGUCGCCGGUGAAUGGUUGCGCUAUGAAGAGAGUUUGGAAGAAUAUGUGACUCGUCUCACCGGAUCUCUUUCACCCCGGUCUAUUGCCGCAUUCGCUUUAACAGUCUCCCCACCAUCGAAUGUUGUCUUGGAACUAUCCAAGAAACGCGUGGCGCGUGUCAUGUCUGUCGCUGGAGAGUUGAAGUCUGCCACAUCUGAACCAUAUCUACCUGCCUUCGAUGAGAUCUUGAAUGAUCCUCAAAUCGCACUGCUCUUCUACCCCGACUCUGAUGCGAGACGGCUCUCCACGACGAUGGCCUUGAUGAGCGCCUCGACGGAGGAACAGCUACUGAACGCGCUUCGGGCCCCACGUGUUUCUCUCACCUGUAAACGCCAAACGCUCUCCAACACGGCGGACCAGUACCAGGCCACUGCAAGAAUCAUGGAUGGAUUUUACCCGGAAGGGGCAGUUGACGCAAGGAAGCUGUCUGCGAAUAUCACUGACGUCGUCCUUCCGAAACUUGGGGACGCAAUUGCGUUCUACAUGGAAUUCACGACACAGCAGAUCAAUGCCCUGUCUGGCAGCGCGACCAAGGAUAGUCUCGAACAUUUACAACACGAGCGAGCCGAGGAAGCCAAAAAGGGGAAUGAGAAAGCCUUGGCUGCCCAGAAUGAUGUGCUCACGCUGAAGAACAACAGUGUACUGGCUUAUAAUAAGUUGGUCAGUAAAUCUAAUGAGAUUCAAGCCGAAAUCGAUCAAAGCCGGCGAACGCUGCAAGAGAAGAAGAAUGAGCUGGCCAAGUAUGAUUGGGUCAAGUGGUGGCCCCUCCCUCCUGGCAUUGGCCUACUGAUCAAAGUGCUCGUUGAAGAGAUUACUCACACUGAGAGCGACAUCAACAACCUUGAGCGGAAUAUUGGUCAGUACGAACAAGCGAAGCGACAGAUGGAAGCUGUGCGCGCUACAGAAGAUAGCUACGUGAACACAAUUGUCAGCGUAACGACAUCCUGGGCCAGUCUCACGCAGGAGACGAACGACUUGGCCGGAUUACUGCAGAUUAUCGCCGACCUUCCCGUAACGAUUGACAGCCUCAUUGUGGACGCGAGAAACUCGUGGUUGACCCUGUCAGCCGAACUUCAGCAAUGGUAGUCCCUCUAUCAAGAUAUCGUGUAAAGCACGUCCUGUUUGUUAACAAUUCAUUCCUCUAUGAACGUGUGAUGGUCCUGCGCACACCACAUGAUCAUAACCCCAAGCUUGUAACACUCGCAA